Messenger RNA from Symbiodinium sp. CCMP2592, 3441 nucleotides. The record is from the annotation of a GenBank genome assembly. NCBI's taxonomy places the organism in Eukaryota, Dinophyceae, Suessiales, Symbiodiniaceae.
AUGGGGCUGAUGGUUUUUGUUCCCAGCCUACGCUUUAUCUCCACCAGCCCAUCUUCAGAGGUCGAGGACAUUCGAUUUUGGACGGUGGAGCGCUACCAGAUGCACCGCAAGAAGCGGAAGUUCAUGCGGGCCUGCAGUUGUGAGCAGUUCGAGGAACAGAAUCUUCGGCUGGUGCUGUUCGCUGCUGUCCUGAUAAUGCUGGGCGUGAUCGCGAUUGGUGCUCGCGACCUGAUUCGUGACCGACUCGUCAACGAGGUCCUCGCCUUUCAAGCGUGUGAAACAGGUGUAUCCGAGCCAGAGCUGCUGAAUGCUGUUGCCAACCCGGGAUCGCCUCGUCUCACGCCGGAACCAGAGGCUGUCAUGGUGAUGGGCAUCGUCUUCAUCGUGCUGGGUGCCCUCCGCUGCCGCUUCUUUUUCCGGGGCAUAAAGCUGUGCGGCGAAUCUCAGAUGUCAUGUCCGUGCCUCGCUGCUGCAGCCGUCUCAGUGGCUCUUAAAGAUGUGGCAUUUGAGGGAGAGUCCUUCGAGAAGGCGAAGGCCGAGGGGCGGGAAGCCGCCUGGUGCCUGGUGCCAGCGGCACUACUCACGCUCCUCGUUUGUUGCACGGAGGUGUUCGUGUUCCCCAGAGGCAUCGACCGCGCUGGCAGAGGCAGCUCUCGGCUCCCACGACGGGCUGAUCUUCAGCCUGGGGAGAUCCCAACUGGCGAUGAACUGCUGGAGGCUGCCGAAAACGCUCGAGAGACAGAGGUGCUCAGCCAGGUCCUGCCGAAGCUUCCGGACUGGCUUGAUCCCAUUGUGGGCAACCUCCUGCUUGUCAUGCCUGUGGUGGUGAUUGGCAGCUGGGUUGCCUUCUCUGUCUGGGCCUACAAGGAAGGUCAGAAGCAGAAGGAGGCAGAUGAAAAGCGGAAGCUACGAAAGGCCAUCAAGCUGGGGCCUUGGCGCUGCUGUGCAAAAGCCGGACUUGACCUGUUGUCGACAGUUGGCAACUCUUAUGUCGGCUUCCGCUAUAUCAGCACGGGGGAUUUCCUGUUGAUCUUUUGCAAGACCAUGCUUCUCGUAAAUAGCUGGGAAGAGUACCUGGUCAUCGAGAAACUGAAGGAUGAUCACUGGCUUUGCGUUGACAUCGACUGGUGUUUCAAAGAGCUGGGCUACUUUGAGUCAGCCGCGCAAGCCUUUGGACAUCAGAAGUGCCGUUUCGGAAAGCUCGAAGAUGCUGAGCGCUUCAGUGAUAGCGACUUACAGUCCGACAAAAUCCUGUGCUUCUUCCUGCGGACAAAUGGGAAGGGAGAGCCACUCCCCAGCCUGCGGGAAGGCGGUGAAUCGCUCGAGGCGAGUCCUUUUGAUUUCGAGGGCCAGAGCUUGGAGCCCGAGUAUCCUCGGGGCGAAGGCCGCGGACUACUGCAAGCGAAAUACCUCGAGGCUCUCCAAAAGCUUGCAGGCGAGCUGCGGCCAUGUAUACGAAGCCCCCAUGACUUUCUGCAGGAGAGCUUGCAGCUCUGGGUGCGCCUGGUGUCGUUGCUGUCGAUUGAUUCAUCCGCGGAAAACGACAGGCGAAGGGCCAGGGCAAGCCGCAAGAACCAGGCUUGGGUGGUAUCAGGCUUGCCUGGUACCAGGCUUGCCUGGUGCGGCAAGGGUGGCAUGGGAGGCAAGGGCGGCAAGAGCCAAGCGAGAGGUGUUAAGGGUGGCGCAGCCAAAACUCUGGCCGAUUCGGAGGAGCCUUCUGACACGGAGGAUCGCUAUGAGGAUCCGAAAGGGAGGGAAGGCUUUGAGAAGGUGUUACGGUGCUGCUGGGAGCUCCUGCGCCCUGAUGCUCAGAGGCAUUUCCUGACCGAGGCGAACAACUUUGUGGCCAACAUUCUUCAGAAAAACCUGCAAAGGGACCUACAGGAGGAGCCGGGACGGAGUGUGGAGGAGAGGCUGAGUGAGAAGCUGACAGAACUUGCGGCCGGCAUCCGGGAGGGUCAGAGGGCACAGUGUGGAGAUCACCUGCAUGGUUCCAUGUUGAUCCUCGUGAACUAUGAGAACAGUGUCCUGAUGUCUCCUGGGUCUUUCAAACCUGGGAAGGAAGGAGCCGAUAAGAACGUUGAAAGACUCGCGCGCUUCUUCUAUCAUCGCUGUGCCCGACAGUUCUUCAGUACAGUCCCGGUGCCUAGCGUAGGGCAAUGUCAGGCCCUGCAUCGCUGGAAGGAUGCGCUCAGAGCACUCGGGGGGCCAUCGCAGAGCUCAAGUCCAAGCGACGUCUACAACAUGCCGACCUCGACGACCACGAGCGGACUCUUCAUGCUGUCGGGCACUCUGCUGUGUCUCGUAGCCGGCUUCCUUCUUGAAGAUUGGGCUGAUUUUGCAAGAUUGGCACCGUGCUGCCGUCGUUUGUGCAGCAUUGCCUGGAACGGAGAGAGCUGGAAGGUAGUGCCAGUCUUGGGUCCCGAGUCCUUCGAUUCGGAGAGGCAGAGUACGCAGCGAAAACAUUUUGGGCCACCACAGCCACUCGUGGAUGGACAGAACUGCCUGAGUCGAAAAGUCGUCGGCUUACUGUUACUGGCACUGCGGACCUUUUCAGCGCGGCCGAUGUAUUUCGAUCGUGAGAUCCACAGCCCAGACAGUGUUCGACUACGGAGCUUGGUGAUCAGCUUUGACCUGCCCGGGCUGAGGUCUCGUUUGGAUUUCGGUCGAGAGCGUCAGGACCUAACUGGCAUGCAUCCAAGGCGGGAGCAGCUGGAAACUGUGAGCACAGGGCCCCAUUGCAACGCACACGCGCACCAGCUCCUAAUGCCCCGCAUCCUUGGCUUCGGCCUCUGCUCCAGAUUUCAGGGCAUCUAUGCAGAGCUGGAGCUUCGCUUCGAUCGCUUGGAUUUACAGAAGUACAAGAUCCUCAGUAUGGCUCUUGUGAGUUCAAAAAGUGGUGGCAUCCCAGUCAGCAUCAUCAACACCAUCCAUUCCGACCUCUUCGCCUGGAAGCUCAUGCUGGUGGGCCAAGGGCCGCUGCUCGAGGAGAAUUCUCCAACCGAGCAAGGCCGUCCAAUGUUUGAGCCAGGGGCGUAUUUCCAGUUGAGUGGAGGAGGGCCACAUGCUGAGAUCCGCCUUCCUUGGGAGCCUCAGCAGUUGAAAAGCGGCGAUCGUCUGGGCUUCAUGGCAGUGGAGGAAUCUGGGAAUGGGAGUGGCGAGCUGGAGAUAGACAUGCUGUCCACCGGCCUGGCACUUGUGCACAAUGGCGAGAUCGCCGCUGCCAAGUGGAUGCCACCCCUUCGGGCUGGCGGGUCUGGUAAGCCGCUCCUGAGUGUGAAUGAGCCGAUCUACGGCGAGGGGAUGGCAGGAAUGCAGCUUUACGUGGAGCAGUACUUCGGGGCCAGAGGAGGAGAUGCCUCCUUACGCUUAAACGCGGCAUCCCCGUCCCUCGAGUCUUUCUUUAAGAUGGCCGGCCCAGGGCCUAACACGGGCGCCUGA